Messenger RNA from Lentinula edodes (shiitake mushroom), 1159 nucleotides. Its product is annotated as checkpoint protein Hus1/Mec3. Gene Ontology annotation, biological process: meiotic DNA integrity checkpoint signaling; double-strand break repair via homologous recombination; mitotic DNA replication checkpoint signaling. Lineage: Eukaryota; Fungi; Basidiomycota; Agaricomycetes; Agaricales; Omphalotaceae. The transcript has 6 exons. The coding region runs from base 65 to 979 and encodes 304 amino acids. Gene Ontology annotation, cellular component: nucleolus; site of double-strand break; checkpoint clamp complex. The record is from RefSeq and is a predicted model, not a curated record.
UACUCACCCUCCAGCAUCAGCCAGAGAAUUUGUUCCGUGUAACAGUGUGAACAUCGAUAGAAUCAUGCGUUUUCGUGCUGGGGUAGAAAAUGUGACCACGUUUUUUCGGAUCAUGCAAUCUGUGGAAAAGCUACAGAAGAAAUGCAUUAUCAAGUUCACGGAAGAAAAUAUGCACGUCAUCUGUAAUAACGACGCUAAUGAAGGAGGAAUACAAGUCUGGUCUCAGAUCAAGAUAGACUCGAUAUUCAACAACUACCGGAUCCAAUCUAACUCUAACAACGAAAUCACUGUCAAUUUAACAUGUGAGGCUCUCAUGGGAGCACUUAGGUCCGUAUCAACGUCUUCCGGUACUUCCAAUUCGGCAUCAGGCUCGUCCUACGAAACGGACGAAGUCAUCAUCAAGCUCGCAAAGAAGAACGACCAGGCAGUGCUUAAUUUUGAGAUAACCGGGACUACUCGUGUAGGCAGAAAAGUGAGGAUUGGACAUGAUGUUAAGAUCGAGGUCAUGAAGCCAGCAGAUGUCGUCAAACUGAGUGAGCCGAUGUGUCCUGAACCUGAUAUACAUGUUCUGCUGCCGUCUCUACAAAAAAUACGAACAAUCGUCGAACGGUUACGGUCAAUGUCGGAUGUAUUGGCCAUCCGGGCCAGCCAAAGCGGAUGUUUGCAACUCUCCAUCAACACAGAGAGUGUUAAAGUUGAUACGGAAUGGAAGAAUUGCACUAUUCCUCAAAUGAUGAAGGAAAGCGCUUCACAAGACGACAACGCCGAUGAUCCUCCGCCGGAUCCAGAGCAUCUAUUUUCCGUUUUGGUCUCUGUCAGGAGCUUUCUCAAAUUCUUGAGUAGCCAUGUUGUAUCAACGACCACGAUAGCUUGUAUAUGUCAAAACCACUGCUUAAUCCUGUACGUUUACAUAGGUGACGUAGCGGAUGCCGGAGGCGUUUUGACCUUCUACAUCCCUGCUAUCAUAGAUGAUGAGUAGACCAUUUUGUACUUUUAUACCCUUCAUUUGCUUCAUACCCGUUACCUGCUAGUAGUUCAAUAUCCCUCAAUCCCAUUGUGUAGCAAUCAUGGUUUCACGAUUAUUUUCUGUGCAAAAAUAUCACUCGGCAGGGGCUCUCUGGUCAUGGCUUGCGGUAGUGGUUGGCAGGUUCCGUUGGCC